This is a messenger RNA of Prunus armeniaca (apricot), 366 nucleotides long. NCBI's taxonomy places the organism in Eukaryota, Viridiplantae, Streptophyta, Magnoliopsida, Rosales, Rosaceae. The record is from the annotation of a GenBank genome assembly.
AUGGCCAAGGAUAAGAUAGCGGAGGCGCAGGAGGCCAUCCAAGAGAAGAACACCCUGGUGCUGCAGAAAGCGGCGAUGGCCAAGGAGAUGGAAGAGCUGAAGCGGUCGAGGGCCGAGGAGGUAGCUGCUGCCCGAGUCGAAGCGAUCGAGUCGUUUCGGGGUUCGGAGGAGCUGAGGAGCUACAUCAUGGAUCAGAUGGUGGCGAUGCAGCUGGGUUGGGAGGAGAGGGUGGCGAUGUUCAACCCUUCAGUGGAGAUUAACUUUGACACGAGUGGCGAGCCUCCCUUAUCUAGUCGUACCAUUGAUGCCGCUCCAGAGUUAGAGCCAGAGCCAGCCACCACGGAUGCUCCAUCGACCGAGUCUUAA